Molecule: messenger RNA, 1269 nt
Organism: Phytophthora sojae
Lineage: Eukaryota; Oomycota; Peronosporomycetes; Peronosporales; Peronosporaceae
Exons: 4
Coding region: 1-1269 (422 amino acids)
Biological process (GO): DNA replication
Cellular component (GO): nucleus; nuclear origin of replication recognition complex
Molecular function (GO): DNA replication origin binding
Source: RefSeq, a predicted model, not a curated record
AUGAGUGAUGCCGGGCUGCGCGCGCGCUUCCGGCAGCGGCGCUCGGAGCCGAGCGGCAGCGUGGAGCUGGGCGCGUCCUCUGCCAACGCCUACUUCACGUCCAAGCGGAUCCGCCAGCGCGUGACUCGCAAGCCCAAGCCGCCGCCUCUAAAGGAGCGACAGGCCGCAGAAGCCGCCGCCGCGCAGAGCGCGAGUCGGGCUCAGAAGCAGCGGAGCAACCGACAACGUCAGCAGGUAGAAGAGGACGACGUCGAGGAGGACGAGGAACAGAGCAACGCGCUGCAGCUGCCCCCACGUGGAGAGCUGCUCGCGGAGCUGCGAGCUGCGGACGAACACGUGGAACAGCAGACCAGACGCUUCCAGCAGCACUUCCCAACAUGGAAGAGCGAGCUCUUGGCUGGCUACAACCUGCUCUUCUACGGCGUGGGGUCCAAGCUGUCGUUGCUUCAAGAGUUCGCGUCUACCUACCUGAACGAUGGCAUUGUUAUGCAAGUGCAUGGCUAUCUCCCGACUGUCUCGCUAAAGUAUUUGGCUGAGGCUAUCCAACAGAAGGUGGAACUCUUAGCAUACUUGUGUUUACGGCCCUUUGCAAGCAUGGUUCUUCGAGUUGACGCGAAGCCAAACCAAUCGCUAUCCCAACAGUACCGAGAAAUCGCCAAAACUAAGCCAGGCUCGCGUCAUGUGACCCAAGUUUAUCUGCUCGUCCACUCGAUAGACGGACUGGUGUUGCGGAACCCUGAGGCUCAGACGUGUUUGAGUUGGCUGGCGAAAUCGCCUUUCAUCGCGCUUGUUGCUUCGAUGGACCAUAUCAACGGCCCCUCGAUCUGGAAGGAAGAGGACUCUCUUCGGUUCGAGUGGCUCAGCCAGAAUAUCGACACCUGCGAGCCGUACACGGACGAAAUCGAACUGCGGUUGGCAAAGCGCGCGAAGACGGCGGACGCUACAAGCAGCGGAGUCAAGUUUAUUCUGCAAAGUCUCACACCCACCGAUGUGGCGACUCUGCAAGAGCUAGCGCGCCAACAACUCGCUGCUGCCGAUUCGACUAAGAACCGAUCUCGGAAGCCCCAAAUCGUGGCUUACCAGUCCGUCUAUGAGGCUUGUCGCAAGAAGCUAUUGCAUUCCACACCGCUGGCAAUGAAAAAUUCUGUCAAGUGUCUGGAGGACCAUGGUCUUCUGAAGCAGAGUCGAGUCCAAACAGUGGAGUAUCUGGACAUACCGCUGCCCGAAGCGAUUGUCAGGGCCGAUAUUCUUCAAUUGGAGCCUCAGUAG